This is a messenger RNA of Diuraphis noxia (Russian wheat aphid), 348 nucleotides long. RefSeq lists its product as uncharacterized. Lineage: Eukaryota; Metazoa; Arthropoda; Insecta; Hemiptera; Aphididae. The record is from RefSeq and is a predicted model, not a curated record.
AUGUACCACGUUGAAACAGAAUCAUUCGGUGGCAGUAUGAAUCAAACGCACAAGAAUGCACAGGACGAAAACAAGAACAAACACAUAUCGUACAACGUCAAUACUGUGUUCAACAGCAAAGAUUAUUUGCAAAUGCCGUCGGACAACAGAAACAUGACACGAGACGGUGUGGCGAGUAGAACGAGUUUCUACAAUAACGGCAGUCCACAGUUGCAGCGCGAAUCCGAAACGGGAAUAAGCGUCGACAGACAAUACGACGCCGGUUACAAUGGAAUGCACGAAGGUGAGAGGCCAGCUGGUGGAUUCCCACCGAACGGACAGCAAUUAUUAAGUACGUUGAGAAAUUGA